AUCGUUGCCACUCUCUGGGUCUGUAGCCUGCUGCCCUACGCAACUAAUACGAUUUAACAAGCCAAUUUUCGAGGAACACAACGUACAUUGUUUGAUUUGGUUCUGCAAAUGUCGCUAGAUCGAUGGAGCUCAAUUAUUUUUUCCACGGGAAGUAGUUAAAAGUUGAUGACGUUCUAUUUAUUUCUCGAUUGAGCCGGUGAGCGGAGCAGCAGGCAACGUCCUUCUCUUUUGCGAUGACAACAUGGCUUCCAAUUUUUUAACGUUAUAAAAUACGGACGUCAUUGGUUUUGAUAAAGCACCCGUCGUUGUUCAAUUAAUCAUAUUCAUUUCUGCGUAAACGGAAGCGAUUCAAAACAUUUUGAGGAAAGAUUAUGGAAUGCCAUCGUUCGGUUCCAGGCUAAGAGCUCUUAACAGUUAUUUGUCUUCUAAAGGCAAAGGGACUAUAUGAAUUAAUUCGUGGCGUGGAGCCUCUACUGCCAGAGUCUGGGAUCGUAGCAGACAUUGAGGUGGAGAGCAUUCUCUCUUCAGACUCUAACACUUUCUACCAGCUGAAGAGCCAACCCAUUUCUCUCAGUCCAUCUCAGCCCAACUCAGACACGGCGUCCCCUUCCUCUGGCACGGCCAUGACGUCACGGGUGUUGAUGAGGCAGGAGCUAAUGAGGCAACAGGCCCAGGACCAGGAGAGGAGAGAGGCACAACAGCAGGCAUCCUCUGCCCAGCAACGCUCCACUGACUCCUCCCCCGCCAUCUCCAUGGCCACCGGCCACCCUGGGGCCCGACCACCGCCUGCCCAGGUCCCUGUGGAGGUUCUUAAGGUUCAGACACACCUGGAGAAUCCCACCAAGUACCACAUCCAGGCUUCUCAGCGUCAGCAGGUCAAACAUUACCUCUCCUCCACUCUGGGGAACAAACUGACCAGUCAGACAAUGGGUGCUUCCCCUUCGCCUCAGUCUGGUUCUGCCCCUGAGCUCCAGCCUGCAGCCAGCAGCACUCCGAGCAGCCCCCUGGCUGUCCUAAGUCUGACCUCCAACAAAGAGGAGAUGGAAGAUGUGAUCGAUGACAUCAUGAGUCUUCAGUCCAGUCUCAACGAUGACUUCUUUACGCUGAUCGACUCUGGCCUGCAGCUACCUAGCACUGAGCAGCAGCAUGAUAACAAAAGAAAUAAGAUGAUUGAGCUUCCAGUGUCUGGAAACCUUCUGGAUGUCUACCACACGGCAGGGGUGACUGCUCCAAACAUCACCGUCUCCAACUCCUGCCCUGCGGACGUGCCUAAUGUUAAGACUGAGUUAACCGGUACUGAGGUGGAGGCUAAGGCAAUGAUGAAGGAGCGACAGAAGAAAGACAAUCACAACCAGAUUGAAAGACGGAGAAGGUUCAACAUUAAUGAUCGCAUCAAGGAGCUGGGAGCUCUCAUCCCAAAAUCUAGUGACCCACCCCCCUGCUACGGAGACAGGGAGAUGCGCUGGAACAAGGGCACCAUCCUGAAGGCAUCUGUGGACUACAUCAGGAGGCUGCAGAAAGACCAGCAGAGAGCUAAGGAGAUGGAGACCAAACAGAAGAAGUUGGAGCACAGCAACCGUAGCCUUCUGCUUCGUAUACAGGAGCUAGAGAUGCAGGCCCGCCUCCACGGAAUCUCAACCCCCGCCUCCUCUUCCCUUGGCUCCUCCUCUUCGCACCUCAGCAUAUCACAGUCCAUGGACCCCAGCACAGGCGACGUCCUCUCCAAGACCCUUCUGUCUCUGGGUGGUGGUUCAGGCCUGCAGGCCGCCUCCUCCUUCAUGUCCCCGCCCCCCUCCGCCUCUCCGGUCGGUCUGAUGAACAUGGCCUCCCCUCUGGACCUGGACUCUCUAAGCUUCUCUGAGCUGGACGACCCGUCAACCCGGGCCUUCCACUCCUCCCUUCUGCCAGACAUGGGCCUGGGGGACAUCCUGAUGGAUGACGCAGGGAUGGGGAUGUCCCCGGUUGGGGGUCACGACCCCCUGCUGUCGUCAGUCUCUCCAGGAGCCUCCAAGACUUCUAGCCGUCGGAGCAGCUUCAGCAUGGAGGAGGACUUAUAACCCUGACCUUUCAUCCCUAACCCCGGAGGACCUUUGACCCAAACCAACUCCUACACCCUAGACUGAACCCUACAUCCUAGACUAAACCCUACAUCCUAGGCUAAAUCCUAGCCCCUACACCUUAGGCUAAUUACAACUGAAAAUGAAUUUGCUGUUAUGUUUGACUUACUCCAAUGUCAUGAACAAAGUUACCCUAGAGGGCGGAGCCUCCAAUUACACUUGGGGCGGAGCCUCCAAUUACCCUAGAGGGCGGAGCCUCCAAUUACACUUGGGGCGGAGCCUUCACUCACCCUGCAUGGCUUAAAUCCUUUCAUCACAGUGGUGUCAAAAGUUUUAGUUUAAUCUAGGAUUGUGAAAUUCCGAUACAUUUCCCUAAAAUUCCCAUGUUUUCCAGACAUUCCUGCAUUAGAUUUCUGGACCUGCUUAUUGACUUAUGAAAACAGCAGUCUUCUAACUGGGAUUUCUGGAAACUUGAGAUUUUGGGGAAAAUAGACAUUCAAGUUAGCGUUUUGGGAAAACCUCCUGGCCACAAUGAUGCAAUCCAAUGCAGCUCUCAUUACGUUUUGUCUUCAUGCUUGUAAAACAAAAGAUGGAGAAAUGGAAAAUCUACGGAGAACUCAAAGCUGUUUUGUAGCAUUAAAACAGAAUGGUAGACUACAGAGAGCAGAUGUAAGUACACAUAGAUUUUCACCUAUUUUUAUGUACAUUUUUUAUUUCGUAGUUGUGAAUAGCAAUGCUGAGCACUCUAUAUGAUAGAUCUAUAUGCAAAAAGUAGGAACGGGAGUUAGGCCAUAUUGUUUCAAUGAAACAAAGAUUAAUUACAGCAGAUAUUCAGAAAGCCACAAAUAUUACAUUUAACAUUCAACACCAUUAGGAGUUUUGAUGUAUCAUGAGACCUCAGAUUUUUUUUUAUGGAUUUUGCAAAAAAAAAGGAUUGCUCUGUUCUCCGUUGGCGCGAUAAAAAGGCAGAUUUAUUUCUUCUAGAAAUGUCAUAUAUCCUGCACUAGUGUGUUGAUAUUGUGUUCUAGUGUGCCAAAAGUCAUCAAGGAAAAUCAGGUUGAACAGCCAGUCAGUGGAACUGUGGACUUAAGGGUUAAUGCGGACAGUGGUCCCGUCUGGCCAGGGGAGGUCAGUGGUCCCGUCUGGCCAGGGGAGGUCAGUGGUCCCGUCUGGCCAGGGGAGGUCAGUGGUCCCGUCUGGCCGGGGGAGGUCAGUGGUCCCGUCUGGCCGGGGGAGGUCAGUGGUCCCGUCUGGCCAGGGUCAGGUCACAGGUCACUAUCACUGGAAUCAAAUCCGUUAAUUUCAGGAACUGGAGAGAAACUCUGAGAACGUAAUUGCAUUUAUUUUGUUACUGAUUUUAAUUAUCAUGACUUACUUUAACCCUCCUGUCAGCCACUUAAAUGCAGUAUUGUAGCUGUUAUAUGACUCCUCAUACAGUGUUAUUGACAGUGGCUUUUGACUGUAUUUACAUGUUAAUCAUCAUCCAGAGUAAUUCAACCUGGGAUCCCUAAUGGCCUUUUUGGACUUAGACAUAUAUCAUACAUUAGACAUUCAUCAUACAUACAUUAUGCAUUAUACAUACAUUACGCAUACCUUAUACAUACAUU
Esox lucius (northern pike) is the source of this 3664-nucleotide messenger RNA. RefSeq names its product transcription factor binding to IGHM enhancer 3a (gene tfe3a). The coding region runs from base 624 to 2057 and encodes 477 amino acids. Gene Ontology annotation, cellular component: nucleus. Gene Ontology annotation, biological process: regulation of transcription by RNA polymerase II. Gene Ontology annotation, molecular function: protein dimerization activity; DNA-binding transcription factor activity, RNA polymerase II-specific; RNA polymerase II cis-regulatory region sequence-specific DNA binding. The transcript has 11 exons. The record is from RefSeq and is a predicted model, not a curated record. NCBI's taxonomy places the organism in Eukaryota, Metazoa, Chordata, Actinopteri, Esociformes, Esocidae.